Messenger RNA from Branchiostoma belcheri (Belcher's lancelet), 2835 nucleotides. RefSeq names its product G patch domain-containing protein 1-like. NCBI's taxonomy places the organism in Eukaryota, Metazoa, Chordata, Leptocardii, Amphioxiformes, Branchiostomatidae. Gene Ontology annotation, biological process: mRNA processing. The transcript has 19 exons. Gene Ontology annotation, cellular component: nucleus. Gene Ontology annotation, molecular function: RNA binding. The record is from RefSeq and is a predicted model, not a curated record. The coding region runs from base 5 to 2698 and encodes 897 amino acids.
CCCUAUGAAGAAGCCUGUGAGUACUGAGGACCAGGUUGUAACAGACCAGCAGGGCCGGCGCAGGUUCCAUGGAGCCUUCACUGGAGGCUUCUCAGCAGGAUACUACAACACUGUGGACACACCAGAAGGAUGGACCCCUGCCACGUUUGUGUCCUCCCGGAGCAGCAAGGCUGGCAAGGUGCAGCAGAGACCAGAGGACUUCAUGGAUGAGGAGGACAUGGGAGAAUUUGGGAUAGCACCAAAAAUGGUCACCACAACAAAGGAGUUUGUGUCUGAGGAAAAGGAGGACGUUCGUAGGAAGAGAGCGGCGGCAGCAGCUGACCAGCACAGUGUGUUACCAGCAUUACUACAGGACCUCAUCAUACCUGCCAGAGAGUCCAUCGGAGUGAGGCUGCUGAGGAAGAUGGGCUGGAGGGAUGGGACUGGAAUUGGGGCAAAGGUCAGGAGGAAGAUCAAGAUGAAGAGACAGGCUGAAGUAGCUCCUUCCCAGAAGCUCUAUGGCUGUGCCCCUCCACCUGGUCACAGGCACUCAGAGGAAGAAGAAGAUGAAGAUGACCCAUUCACACAUGGUCAUGAGUUUGCACCCAAAGACGUUCUGCCCAUGUCAUACCAACCCAAGGACAACAUGCAUGGGAUUGGUUACAGAGGACUGGUUCCCACUGACUUCCUGGGUCCCUCUAUGUCGACCGCACGUCUGGGCCCAAAGAGCAAAGGAAUGAAAGGACAGGCCUUUGGUGUGGGAGUAUUUGAAGAAGAAGAUGAUGACAUCUACACCACAGACUCCAUGGCUAACUAUGACUUCACAGCUGCAGGGGUGGAGGUACAAACCCAGAGUCAACUCAAGCAAACAAGACAUGGCCAUCAAAUGCCUUCUAUAGAAACUAAGGCCCCAGAGGGUUUUGUACUCUCAGCAAGGGCAGCACAACCAAAACAGGUGUUCCCUCCCCCUGCUGUUCCAAGAGACUUCCGCCCUGUGCACAGGUUCAGCAGACCUGCUGAGGGUGAGCUGCAGACAGCAGGCAGACACAGUCUCACAGCACUGCAGAGAGCACAGGCACUGGGCGAGAAACCACCUACAGAACAGAUGUCAGUGUUUGACUUGAUCUCUACUGCUGAUAAAGAGGCAAUAAAGACUGUGCAGCUGCACAAAAAUGUGACAGCUGCUGCACCUGUUCCACCUGUUGCACCUGCUCCACCUGCACCACCUGCAGUACACACCGACAGACAGUCAGCCACCACGACCACAGGUAACAUGGGUAACUUUAGACCGUUCUCACGUGAUGCUGCCAAACAGCAAAGAUAUGAAGAGUACAUCAGAGCAGCAAAGUCUGGAGCCAAAGACCCUAUGCCUGCAGCUCCCUCAGGAAUGACAGAAUGGGAGAGAGACAGAGAGAGAGAAGAGUUUGUGCGUGCGUACCAGCUGUACCAGCCGCUCCACGGGAUGAUGGCAAGUCGCUUCACCCGGGGGAAACACCUGGACCAGCCGACCACGGACCAACCACCCUCCCUACAGGAGGAAGUAUCAGACAAGGCUAAAGCUGCAGGAAUGAAGAUGUUUGGACGUCUGACCAGAGACAGGAUGGAAUGGCACCCUGACAGGCUGCUCUGUAGGAGGUUUAACGUCCCAAACCCUUACCCAGAGUCGACAGUUGUUGGUCUAUGCACACUGAAGAAGGAAAAAUACACUUUUGCCAACUUCUUAAACAUGCCAGUAGAGUCCAGGUCUUCAGAACAUUCAUCUUCCACCACAACAAACUCUAAAGGCAAGGAAACACCAGAGUCACAGGAAGUCAGUAAGAACACCAGUAAAGUUGCUGGUGGCGAGGAGAGAGGUGUUCUCAGUUAUCUGUGUGAGUCUGAAGAUGUACCAAGUACAUCAGAACAGGAUACUAGGAUGCAAGAAGAUCCUGAUGUUAGUAAGAAACUGGACACAGACAAGGAGAAGCCACCGUUAGACUUGUUCAAGGCCAUCUUCCAGUCUUCAUCUGACAGCUCAGGGGGGUCGGACGACAGUGAGGAGGGGGAGGACAUGGAUGACACAAGGGGGGAAGGAGGAGAAAGCAAGGGGGGAGGAGGUGAAGCCAGGGGGCUAGGAGGGAAGACAGUGGAAGUAGACAACAGUGAUGGUGCCUUGGAGCAGGAUAGAGACAAACCACUGGACAAUAUUACUGCUGAUCCAGCUGAUACAGGAAAACUUGACUCAGGUACACAUGUAACAGAUCCCAAGUUGUCAGUAGUGACAAGUCCAGACAGCCAUGUCAGCAGGUGGGACAGAAGUGAAGCACAGGUGACUGUAGAACAGGCACAGGUGACUGUAGAACAGGCACAGGUGACUGUAGAACAGGCACAGUUGUAUGGACCAGCACUGCCGCCAACAGUUUCAGGAGGAGUUUCUACAAGUCCUCACAGUCACAGACCAGCUACAGCAGACUCUUCCUCCCACAGACACAAACACAGCCAUAGGGACAAACACAAACAUAAACACAAGAAGGACAAAAAGAGUAAAAAGUCCAAGCAGAAACACAAAAAGAAGAGCAAGAAGAAAAGAAGAUGGAAGGAUGAAGGAGAAGACAGUGGGAGUGAAAGAGAGAGCAGUGAAGAGAGUGAAGAUGAGGUUAAGAGUGACUUGUUAAAUGAUCAGCUCCUUCACAGGGUGAGAAGUCUACGACAUCACAUCUCCCCGGCAGAUGUCCUGUAACAACCAGCAACUGUGACCUGAUCAUGCACGGGCCAACAACCAAUCUUGUUCUAUCAUGAAAGUUCAUCUGUGUUGGUAGUUACAUGUCCAACACAAAAGUUCUCUCACCUAGAGCUUUCGACCAGACACUCUGGUCU